CCGGAUGCUGCUGGGGACCGCGCUACGCUGCUUCCUGGCCGCCCGCAGCAUGUCCGCGAUGCCGGAGCCCCGGGCUGAUCCCCGGCCGGAGGAGGACUCCAGCCCCGGGGGCAGAGCCGAGCGCUUGCUGCCGGAGCUGAGAGCCGUGGCCGGGGCUCUGAGAGCGUCCAGCAGCCCCGAGCAGCAGCGGCAGUCCCUGGCGGAGAUGCAGAGCCUGGUGGAUGAGGCUUGGGCGCUGCCCGGGAUCGGCAGGGACCUGGCAUCCGCUCUGUGUGAGCAGCUCCGCCUGGAGCGGGUCCUGGAGCUGCUGCUCCAACUGGUCCGCGGGCCCGAGCUGCUCUCCCGUUAUCCCGCAGCAUCCCUCCUGGAGCAGGUCCUCAUCCCCGGCAACAGGGACUGGGUGGCUCGCUGUGGCCUGGGCGUGAUUCUGGAUCUGGCCAAUGACCGUGAAGAUGCCCAGCUGGCGAGGGUGCUGUCUGGGAUCCUGCAGCACAUGUUCAAACACACCGAGGGUACAUCCCACCUGCUGAUCACCAAUGGGGGCCUGGACUACAUCCUGUACUGGUGCCGUAGCCAGGACCCCAUCAUCCUGCAGCACUGUGCCAUAGCCCUUGCCAACUGUGCCAUGCACAGUGGGCCGACCAACCAGAGGCUGAUGAUUGAAAAGAAGACCGCGGAUUGGCUGUUCCCGCUGGCCUUUUCCAAGGACGAGCUAGUGCAGUUUCAUGCCUGCCUGGCCAUCACUGCUCUGGCAACCAACAAAGAGCUGGAGAAGGAGGUGGAGAGCUCAGGUACACUGGAUCUGGUGGAGCCCUUCAUCGCCUCCCUUCACCCCGAAGAGUUUGCCAACAACUGGCUGCAUAGCAGGGAUAAUGCCCAAGGCCGCAAUGCGGAUGACCUCCAGCGGCUGGCACAGCUCCUGGACAGUUCAAGAGUCGAGGCACAAUGUACAGCCGCUUUCUACCUAAGUGUCGAAGCUGACAUCAAAUUACAGCAGAAAAAGACCCAGAUAUUCCAUGAAAUUGGAGCCAUAUCAGGUCUAAAGAGACUGGUCAGUUACUCCAGCAAUGCCACAGUUUCCACUCUCGCCAAGAAGGCAUUGGAGCUGAUGGGGGAGGAAGUCUCAAAGAAGUUGUCCCUCAAUGUGCCAAACUGGAAAGCUGCUGGAGUUCAGACCUGGCUGCAGCAGAUUGGCUUCAGCAUUUACAGCGAGAGAUUCCUGAGCCUACAGGUUGAUGGGGAUCUCCUGCUGCUGAUUACGGAUUCAGAAUUACGGGAAGAUGUGGGAAUGACAUCCAGCAUCACCCGCAGAAGGUUUCUCAGAGAAUUGAAGGAAUUGAAGACCUAUGCGAACUACUCGAGCUGUGACCCGAGUAACCUGUCCGAUUGGCUGGCGAGUGUUGACCCUGGCUAUCGGCAGUAUACCUACAAUCUGGUGCAUUGUGGGAUUGAGCGGGCCACUUUACACUCAGUGACAGACGAACAGCUCGAGUUGGAUUGUCGGAUUGAGACAGGAUUCCAUCGAGCGAGGAUCCUCGCUGCAGCACAUGAGUCGCUGCCUCCCAGUGUGGGCAAUCUGUUUCACCUGCCCCCCACUGAAGACCCCGAUGUUUUCAUCAGUUACCGGCGGACCACCGGCUCCCAGCUCGCCAGUCUGUUGAAGGUUCACCUGCAGCUUCGAGGGUUCAGUGUCUUCAUUGAUGUGGAGAAGCUGGAGGCUGGCAGGUUCGAGGAUAAACUUUGUCAGAGUGUGACCAGAGCAAAGAACUUCGUUCUGGUGCUUUCAGCCAAUUGUCUGGACAAGUGCAUGGGAGACACUGAGCGGAAAGACUGGGUGCACAGGGAAAUUGUGAUGGCGAUGACCUCGAGGAAGAACAUAGUGCCCGUGGCUGACAGUUUCACCUGGCCAGAUCCCAGCUCCCUGCCCGAGGACAUGAGGGGCAUUCUCAAGUUCAACAGCAUUAUGUGGUCUCACGAAUACCAGGAUGCCAGCAUCGAGAAAAUUUUGCGCUUCCUUCACGCUCCUGCCCAGAAUAACCACCCGCUUGGUCCAGCAGACACCGGCUUGAAGACCGUCCCACCGCACCUCAGCUAAGCCACAGCUCGGGACUGAGCCACACUCCACCUGACAGUCAUGGAUAGGACAGCUCUCGGACAUCACUCCCUCCUCCUCAAACACUGGUAGCAAUCAUUGUGCAUCAAGGCAACAGCUAUGUAGCACAGAGAUAAUAGGAACUGCUGAUACUGUGGAGCUGGACGAACACUGCAGGUCAAGCAGCAUCAGAAGAGCAGGAAGGCUGACAUUUCGGCCCUAGACCCUUCUUCAGAACUGGGGUCUACGGCCGAAACGUCAGCCUUCCUGCUACUCUGACGCUGUGUUCAUCCAGCUCUACACCUUGUUAUCUCAGAUACUCAUAUAAUCAGGGGCCAGCAUAUGGCUUUGGCCGUGAUGUUUGGGAGCAGCUCUGUCUCUGGCUGGUCUUGGAUGUUUCUCAGUGAGUUGGAAUCAGGAGGGGAAGCGGUAGACGCCUGAGUAGUUUUCCUUGUGAGGCGAAUGGGGGAGAUUCCUGUGGACAUCCCAACCUGUCAGCAAUGCAGCAAAGCUCUAUUGUUUCGCUGGUCGGAUGUUGCUGGUUCUAGUGAGGGCAAACGCUGUCCUCUCUGUUGUGGGAACCAUACAGGAGUGCAGCCCACUGCUGGUGACACUAGUGCAAGCCCUGCACACAUUUCUGCCAUCAUCCACCAACCUGUGGUAAUGAAAGCUCAGGGACGAUUACAGUAGGCAGGGCAUCUGCUUUGAGAUGGUGAAUCAUAGAAUCCCUACAGUGUGGAAGCAGGCCAUUCGAUCCGAGUCCACAUUGACCCUCUGAACAGCAUCCCACCCUGACCCAGCCCCUACCCUAUCCCCGUAAUCCCCAUAACCGAACCACCCUAACCUGCACAUCUUUGGACUGUGGGAGGAAACCAGAGCACCCGGAGGAAACCCACGCAGACACGGGGAGAACGUGCAAACUCCACACAGACAGUCGCCCGAGGCUGGAAUCGAACCCGGGUCCCUGGUGCUAUGAGACAGCGUUGCUAACCACUGAGCCACCGUAAUUCACACUCAGGGAUAUCCUCACAUUGCUCUCGGCCAUUCACACUCUCAUAGCUCGCCUUCCAAAUACCCUCUACACUCCCUGAAAUUCAGGUCACCUCUGUUCCACACAGUGACCCCGGUCAGAGAUCCCCUCUCUACCUCCCACCAACACCACAUUCCCCCUACCCCACCCCCCACUCACAAUUACCCUUCCCCAGACAGGGUCCCACUCCCUGCCACUCAUUACAUGGGGCCCCUCCCUCCACAGGGUCAUGCAAAUCUAACCAGGGAAGAGGUUAUUUUCAAUCUUGUCUUGAAUGAAGCAGGGUUCGUUAGUAAUCUCAUACUCAGGGAUCCUCUGGGGAAGAUUGAUCAUAAUAUGGUAAAAUUUUGGAUUCCAGUGAGUCGUGACAUAGUUCAUUUGAGGGUAAAGUAGUAAAUGUAUUUACAGCCACUCAUGAGGGAUGAGUUGGCUAAUGUAGACUGGAAUAGUUGAUUUAGAAUGUGACCAUUAGUGAACAUUUUAAUAAAUAUUUCAUAAUUCUCAAUUCCUCAACGUUUUGCUAAACAAACACACCAAGUUUGUACCUGGAAGAGAAAUACCGAUGUAAAAGGGAACAAUGAGUUUGUACGGCUUACAUAAGAAGAGUGCUGAUUGGAUGGUUGAGUGGGCUAUGGUUGGGAGAAGCAUUUCCAUGAAUAGUGCUUGAAGCAAGCCUGGUAGUUAACUGACAAUCAGAAAUUCCCAUCUCUCAGGUUCUUUGUAUUUUCCUCAUCCUUGACAAGGAUUUGCUCUGUCCCUCCUAUCCUCUUUCAUCUCUUGCCUCUGCAUCCUGGUUCCUCCAUCUGCCGCCCGCUGUCUUACCCCUCAGCUAGCUCAGUCUGUGUAUUAACGGUCUUUAUGCUCCUUUAGCCAACAUUGCUACUUAAUCAUGUAUGAGCUGAAAUAGGUUUACUGUUCUAAUUGAUCCCUCUUCCUGUGCCUUUAUUAACUCGGUGCGAGUAUGUAUAACCUGCCAGAAAUGAGACAUGUACAGAUCAGAUUCUGACCGCUGCCUGAAUUUAUUCCAAAUGCCUUCAAAUCUCUCUUUCCCAUUCAGGAGCAUGACAUUGAAAUAAUCAACUGAACUAUUUACAGCGCAAUUUAAUUCAAAGAAAUCAUUUAUAGCUGAUUUUGUGAAGCAAAUUCUUCAAUAAAAUAUCUUCAUGACAAGAGAGAUUCGAACAUCGCA
Messenger RNA from Stegostoma tigrinum, 4311 nucleotides. It is a transcript of the gene sarm1, whose product is annotated as sterile alpha and TIR motif containing 1. Gene Ontology annotation, cellular component: dendrite. Bases 5 to 2095 code for a protein of 696 amino acids. Gene Ontology annotation, molecular function: signaling adaptor activity; NAD+ nucleosidase activity; protein binding. NCBI's taxonomy places the organism in Eukaryota, Metazoa, Chordata, Chondrichthyes, Orectolobiformes, Stegostomatidae. Gene Ontology annotation, biological process: response to axon injury; negative regulation of MyD88-independent toll-like receptor signaling pathway; signal transduction. The transcript has 9 exons. The record is from RefSeq and is a predicted model, not a curated record.